AUGACACGGCAAUCCUUAUUAACACCCACAGAGACAGAUUAUUCAGACGCACAUGGAAAUUCAGAAGGUGCCCAACAGUAUAGGGAACAAUGGAUAAAAAUCAAGCAUCACAGAGACGAGAAUGGAAACUUAAAAUAUCCUUGGGAUUUUGAAGUCGUUCAAGGGUUCUUUGUCCAGAGCGAUAUUUCUACAGAUGAUUUUGGGUUCAAUCAUACUUUUCAAAAUAUGGGUAGAAAAAAAUCUUGGGAGGACAUAAAAACCGAAUUGAUAAAGCUUAAUAAUGAAGCUCCAGAUAAUGUUCAGUAUAAACUAAUAUUUUUUUCCCGACAUGGGCAUUCUACACAAACACAGAUUGUUGAGUUGGAAGGGUUGCAUUUAUGGCACGAAAAGAAUUGCAAACUCAUUGGUAAUGAUCAAUUUACUUGGGCCCCAGAUUCAGAAUUGACAGAGAUUGGAUUGCAACAGGCGAAGGAAAACAGAGAAUUCUGGAAAUCAGAGUUAAUGCUAGGAGCCCCCAUUCCUAAUAAAUUUUAUGUCUCGUCAUUACAAAGAGCCUGCAGCACCUUAGCUGUAACUUGGCAUGAUCUAAAACCAGCAGACAAGAGACCUGUUGUGUGUGAAAAGUUGAGAGAAAAAAUUGGGAAAAACUUGAGUGACAAACGGUCCACAAGGUCUGAAAUUCAUCAGAAAUUUGGUAGCAUUUAUGGGUUUAUAACGGACGAUUUAGAAGAGGAAGAUAUUUAUUUUACCGAGACAAGAGAAACCAUGCCUGAACAAUCACUUCGUGUAAAUGGGUAUUUGCAAGAUUUGUUUGAGCAGGAUUGCAAGUCAAGUAAAGUUGACAAAAAACUGGCAAUUGAUAACAUUUUUAUCAGUACCACUUCACAUUCGGGCACAAUUAGAUCUGCUAUUAAUGUGGUUGGUCAUAGAAAUUUUACAGUAUCUACUGGUGGCAUGCUUCCUAUAGUGAUUAAAGGUACCAGACGGAAUUAA
This is a messenger RNA of Candida dubliniensis CD36, 993 nucleotides long. RefSeq lists its product as uncharacterized. The transcript has a single exon. Lineage: Eukaryota; Fungi; Ascomycota; Pichiomycetes; Serinales; Debaryomycetaceae. The record is from RefSeq and is a predicted model, not a curated record. Bases 1 to 993 code for a protein of 330 amino acids. Gene Ontology annotation, cellular component: cytoplasm. Gene Ontology annotation, molecular function: phosphatase activity.